This is a messenger RNA of Drosophila sulfurigaster albostrigata, 3540 nucleotides long. RefSeq names its product phosphatidylinositol 3-kinase regulatory subunit gamma (gene Pi3K21B). Lineage: Eukaryota; Metazoa; Arthropoda; Insecta; Diptera; Drosophilidae. The record is from RefSeq and is a predicted model, not a curated record. The transcript is spliced from 4 exons. Gene Ontology annotation, biological process: insulin receptor signaling pathway; phosphatidylinositol phosphate biosynthetic process. The coding region runs from base 512 to 2137 and encodes 541 amino acids. Gene Ontology annotation, cellular component: phosphatidylinositol 3-kinase complex. Gene Ontology annotation, molecular function: 1-phosphatidylinositol-3-kinase regulator activity.
UCAGUGCCAGUUGCUAGCGCAGUGUUGAGGACGAUUUCAUCCACAUAAAAAAUAAAUGGUGUGCUGAUUGUGUGAUUUGCUUAUUAACUACUACAUUAGUAAACCACAAAACAAUUGCAGUGAUUAAUUUCAAAAGUAUAUUGCAACGAAAAUACAGCAUUUGUGUACGCUUCCCUAAAUAACCGAGAGAUUCCAGCACGCUGCUGUUAAUUGUUUUAACUAUAGUUACUCUAUAUGUAUGCUACUGUGUGUGUGUGUAUGAUUUAUAUAGGUGUAUUGUAUGCGAGUAUACAAGAGUGAUACAAGUGUGUGUGUGCUCCGAGUUUCUCAGUUGAAUCGCAAAAUUGAGAAUAGAAAGAUGGUGCUCGGUAAAUUGUAAGCGUGAAAAUAAGUAAUAUAUAGAAAACAACAAAAAUAAAAUAAAAUACCUCAACAAUAUUUUGUUGUAUUUCGGUUCGAGUUAAGGAAAUACUUCAGCUAAUAUUUUCUUUGGAAUUGAAGCACAUCCAAAAUGCUUCCUUCGCCGCUGCACUAUUCAACGAUGAGCCCGCUGGCACCACCAGUGCAUGAUCCCAAAAAGGAUUUGUUACGCACGGCACCGUGGUACUGGGGCAACAUCACUCGAGAAGCGGCCAAAAAUGUGUUGGACGGCAAGCCGGACGGCAGUUUUUUAGUGCGCGAUGCGCAAGCCAAGAAAGGUGAAUACACAUUGACCCUGAUGAAGGAUGGCAACGAGAAACUGAUCAAAAUAUGCCACAUGAAUGGCAACUAUUAUUUCGUGGAGAAAUAUCCAUUCAAUUCGGUUGUGGAAAUGAUCAACUAUUACACAGUCAACUCACUGAAAAUGUACAAUAAAACGCUGGACAUAACGCUCAGCAAUCCCAUCUAUUGUCCCUAUGACGAUGAUGAAGCACAGCCUCAGGGUGAUAUACGCUUGCUAAGCGAUGAAUUUAUACGCUGUUCCCAACUGUUGUUGCAACGCGAACAGGCGCUCGACCAGAAGAAGACCGCAUUCAAUGAGAUACGCGAAGAGCUGGUCGAAAAGAAGUUGCAUCAGAGCGUGUUCUGCAAUGCUGAGAAAAUGUUUCGCAGUCAAAUUGCAUUGAUUGAAUCGUUCAUGAUAAAGCCGGUGAAUAUUGGCGGUGGCACAACGACGACGGGUUCAACGACUGGUGGCACCACCGGCAGUAUUGUGGGUGGUGGUGUCAAUAAUGUGGGUGGCUGCAACAACGCCAAGUGGCAGGAGGAGCACGAACAUAUGCAGGAUAAUCUGGCGAAACUGAAAUGCCAUCUCGAGGGUAUGCACAAUAAAAUGGAUACUCUGAAUUUGUACAUUAAGACGCGCAAGGAGGAGGAACAGUUGCUGGAGCGACAGAUUAAUGCGAGCAAGCCAGAGCUACAGGAAUUGCAAUUGCGCAAGGACAAGCACAUUGAGCGCCUGAAAGGCUUUGGUCUAACGGAAGACGAUCUGAAUGUUAUACUAGAGAUGGGCUUCGAUCAGUGGAAGCAAUACUUUGAGAAGGCCUCCAAUCAGCCGCAUCGCAACGAGGCGCUCUGGUUCCUCAAGGAUGCCAAGCGUCGCGAUGCCGAGGAGCUGCUGAAGGACGCACCGACUGGCACAUUCCUGAUACGAGCACGCGAUGCCGGACACUAUGCGCUCUCGAUAGUCUGCAAGGCGGGCAUUCAUCACUGCAUCAUCUAUGAGACGGAGACGGGCUUUGGCUUUGCGGCGCCAUACAAUAUCUAUUCAUCGCUGAAGAAACUCGUCGAGCAUUAUGCGAGCAAUUCGCUGGAGGAGCACAACGAUACACUGACCACAGUGCUGCGCACACCCGUCUUGUAUUGGGUGCAGAAUAAACAGCAUAUUCUCACACAGAUGCAGGAGGAGCUGGAGCUGGAACAGGAACAGGAGCGGCUGGCAGCACAGGAAUCCACGGAGCUAAUGCCGCCGCCAGCAGUGACAUCGUUGCAAGCGGCAGCGAUGGCAAUGCCAAGUAGUGCGCCCAUACCAAUGACAAGAGUGCGCGAUCAUCACCAUCAUAGCGGCCAUGACACGGUGGAUGCAUCGCUGGGUAGCAGCGAAACCGAAACACCGCCAGCGUCCACAUCGCCUUCCAAUUUUAGCACAUCGCAAUAGGCGAUUGAUUAAUUGAUUGAUUGAUUGAUGCAUGUGCAUGCAGGCAAAACUGCAAAACAAAAUCUCCCUGUGCUUCAAGUCCAUGGCCAUAAACCUCAGGCUCAGCUAAUUAUAUUCUCUCAUAUGUAGGAUUCAUCAUCUGCGAUGCAACUGAUUCCCGCUAUCUUCCCCCCACCCCCAAAAAAACACAACCCCCAACACUGUGUCCCUCUAUAUAAUGUAUAAUGUGUCGUAUCUCUCUUAAUCGUAUAAUGCAACAAUUCUUUGUGUGAUGGCAGUGGCCAAGCACGGGGUUUUGAUAUGGCGAACAGUUCAACUGUCCCAUCGACCCGUGCGAUAAAAAAAAAACAAAAUACCGUUAAAAAACGAAACAGUAACAAGUAAUUUGGUGAUCAUGUUGAUGUUGUUUAUAACACACACACAUAUACUAUAUCUGUGUGUUUCUAUCUAUAUAUCUCCAUAAUGUAUAUGUGUACGUGUUUUCCGUUUUUUCCGAUUUUUUUUCAAUUUUUCCUUUUUUGUUGGUAACAAUUAACAAAUGCAUUUCGCUUGAUAAGUGAUAACGUCAGGCCAACUGCUAAUGUAAAUUAAGUGGCACAGUCCACAUAAUAAGCAACUAAUCGUAUCUUAAAAAAGUAACAUUAAUUAUUCCCCAUUCAAAUCGGUUAAGCUUUGCACGCUGCGCGUCCUUUACAGCUGCCGAUUGAAAAGAAAAACGGAUCUGAUAACAAAAAAGAAAGAAAACUAAAUACUAAAAACUUUAACUGGAAACAAAAACAAAAAGAUGAAAAACUCUUUGUCGUGUUCAUAGUAAAUAAAUAUAUAUAUGCAUGUAUAUAUUUAUUUAUGUAUAUAUACAAAACAUAUAUAUAUCUAUAUCUAUAUAAAUAUAGGUUUACUUUUUUUUGAAAUUCGGUCGAUCGGUCAGCCGAUAUUUGCAGAUUUUGAUAAUCCAAUCCGACCACCAAAUUAUUUGUUGUUAUAUUACGGAGUCUAAAUGAUUUUGAAAUAGUUUUUAAGUACAAUUUACAAAAUACGUAUGGUACGUUUACUCGAUGUGAUCAGUUAGUUGUCUGUUGCUACUUUAUCAUAAUCAUAAUCAUUUUUUUGUUUAGUUUUUUUUUUGUGUGUGGUUCUUUUUGUAAACCAUCUCGUAUAGUUCUAUAGCCUUUUGUGUUGUUUAUAUUACUUAAAAACUUAACAUUUACGACAGCAUACCUUAAAUACAACUUCAAAUACACACACACACAUACAAACACACACACAAACGUGCAGCUACAAAAGUGCAAUCGGCAAAAAAGAAAACAAACUUUUUACAUUUGUUAUUUAUACAAAAAAUGCAAGAUGGUCAUUAAAAAAUGCUCCACAAAAAGACAAAAAAAAAAAAAAAAAAAAAAAAACAA